This is a messenger RNA of Physella acuta, 1829 nucleotides long. RefSeq names its product pantothenate kinase 3. Gene Ontology annotation, cellular component: nucleus; cytosol. Gene Ontology annotation, biological process: coenzyme A biosynthetic process. Lineage: Eukaryota; Metazoa; Mollusca; Gastropoda; Physidae. The record is from RefSeq and is a predicted model, not a curated record. Gene Ontology annotation, molecular function: ATP binding; pantothenate kinase activity.
UCCACUUCUGUUGAUAAGUGAGUCCAUGGGUUGGAUUUGGGUCGUACGAUAUUUUUAACUUGGUCUAUUUGUGAUCGGAUGAUUAUCUCGAAAUGUCCAUCAACUUGAGUUUGUCAAAAAUGUAACUUUUUAAAUAGACCAUUUGAUUUAUAAUUACUACUAUUAGUAUUAUAAACAUUCCCACUAUGGAUUACGCUACAAUGAAUGGGAGCUCUUCUGACCUGAGUGUAGAAGAGGAGUGUCCUCCAACUGAUACUAAAGGUGCUGGUGAUGGCAAUGUAGUCAAUGGGCAUAGGAAUGGAAGUCCUGACUCAUUUUGUGAUAUACCUGGUCGACCAACUAUGCCACUCUUUGGUAUGGACAUUGGAGGGACCCUUACAAAGCUAGUGUACUUUGAACCAACAAAUUUUGAUGAAUUUGAAUUUACAGAAAGAAAAACUUUAGAAACUAUACACAGAUAUUUAAUUGGCAAUACAGCCUAUGGCAAGACUGGUAUCAGGGAUGUGCAUCUUGAAAUGGAAAAUCAAACAAUAUGUGGUCGUAGGGGUAAAAUCCAUUUUAUUAGAUUCCCUACUUCUCAGAUGCCAGCAUUUAUUGAUUUAGCAAAGCUCAAAAACUUCUCUGGGUUGGCUAGUGGAAUCUGUGCUACAGGAGGUGGUGCUUAUAUGUUUGAAAAAGUUUUUGCUGAAGAAGUGUUGCUUCAGCUCCACAAGUAUGAUGAGCUAGAUUGUUUGCUGAAAGGAAUUCACUAUAUUGAUCGGCACAACCCUCACUGUGAAUGUUAUUACUAUAGCAACCCACUUGAUGUGGAUAACUGUAUAAAAAAGCCAUUUAAUUUUAGGAAUCCAUACCCCUACCUUGUUGUGAAUAUUGGGUCAGGAGUUAGCAUUCUGUCAGUGCGCUCAAAAACAGACUACAACAGAGUGAGUGGGACCAGUUUAGGUGGAGGAACAUUUCUUGGACUCUGUUGUCUGUUAACUGGUUGUGAAACAUUUGAAGAAGCUGUUGAUUUGGCAUCUCAGGGUGACAGCAGGAACAUUGAUAAACUGGUGAAAGAUAUUUAUGGGGGUGAUUAUGAAAAGUUUGGACUAAAGGGUGAUGCAGUUGCUUGCAGCUUUGGGCAGAUGAUUAGCCAAGAAAAAAGAAAAUCUGCUAAAAAAGAAGACUUAGCGAGGGCAAUACUUGUUACAUUAACAAAUAAUAUUGGCUCUAUUGCUCGUAUGUGUGCAAAAACAGAGAAAAUUGACAAAGUUGUGUUUGUGGGGAAUUUCCUGAGAGUAAAUGAAAUCUCUAUGAAGCUGCUUGCCUAUGCAAUGGACUUUUGGUCCAAGGGCUCCCUUAAAGCUCUCUUCCUUGAACACGAGGGCUAUUUUGGUGCUAUGGGAUGUCUGCUGGAAUAUCUGCAUCUGAACCUGCCUGGGUGAUUGUAGUGCCUAUUUAUAACAGUUAUUUGUCAGUAAAACUUGAAGAAAACAUCUAUAAUUUUUCAAUCACUGCCCAUAGAGAAUUUUUCUUUUUUACCUCAUAAUGUUUUAAAUUUUUAGUGAAAUCUGAACAAAUAUAUGUUCGUUAAUUUAACAUUUUGUUUUAUUAAAUGCAACAUGUUGCUUUGUUCAAUGAAUUUUUUUAAAUCUGCAUUUUCAAGAAAAUCAAUAUCUGGUAGAAAAGCAAUGAUGGUUGUAUAUAAUUUUAAAAAGAUCUAUAUUUUAUGGUCUGUUGGUUAUGCAGCUGUUGCAGCUGUUGAAUUAAAUAGAUUGUUUUGACAAUACAUUGUAAACUUAAUGGUUUAUGUAAAUGAGAUGUAAUGAUUAAAAUGGAUACUAUUCACU